Molecule: messenger RNA, 6943 nt
Organism: Oncorhynchus nerka (sockeye salmon)
Lineage: Eukaryota; Metazoa; Chordata; Actinopteri; Salmoniformes; Salmonidae
Gene: shroom2b
Product: shroom family member 2b
Exons: 10
Coding region: 297-5516 (1739 amino acids)
Biological process (GO): actin filament organization
Cellular component (GO): apical junction complex; cortical actin cytoskeleton; adherens junction
Molecular function (GO): actin filament binding
Source: RefSeq, a predicted model, not a curated record
GUUUUUUCGUCACCGUUGGUUACUAUGAGUGACGUGGAAAAUAUGUCUGUGAUGGAAAACAUAAGGAAAGAAAGAGGACAGUUUAUAUCGAUUCGCUGUCUUAACCAGGAUAAACUACAACUGUACAAGCUGAGCGUUGUUGUUAUUCAUCAGCUAAACGCAUUGUCGAGUAUGGCAGGUGUUCACAUAUGACAGCAAAUUAUAGUGACUAAGUUAGUUGAUCUUUCUCUUGUGAAAUAAAACGGGGGCUGGUCGGGAACUUCUGAUUGUCAGAAAUCCCAUCCCUCUUCAACACCAUGGACGUCGUCGACUACAGAAGCGAGUUAAGGAUGUCAGCCAGAGAAGUCAAAGCCUUCCUAGGCGCGGACAUAUUCACGGCUGUCGGGGACAGGAAUAAGGAUGAUGUUGAAUAUAGAUUUGUGGAUGUCAUGCUGUUUGGUGGGGCCCCUUGGGGGUUCACUCUGAGAGGGGGCCUGGAGCACCGAGAACCACUGCUCAUAACCAAGGUGGAGGAGGGCAGCAAGGCGGCGACAGUCAGCCUGCAGGUGGGAGAUGAGAUCGUCAACAUCAACACAGUUCCCAUCAGUGGAUCCAGGCAGGAGGCCGUCUGUCUCGUCAAGAGCUCCCACAAGACCCUGGCCCUGGUUGUCCGAAGGAGGAAUGAACCAGUCUCCCGGCCCCAUUCAUGGCACUCCUCCAAGUUUACAGAAGACCACCCCGAACCCACAGAGAGUCACGAGCCUCCACCUGCACCCCCACCUGUGUGGCAGGUCAAACAUGAAGUCAGUGCAUCCACAAAAGACCUUUCCAGCUGCGGGGACCACGACUCGAAUCUACGCCAGUUAUCCAGCCAGUUCAGCUCCGUGGGGAAUAUGGAGAGAGUAGAGCGCCCCUCACACCCCUUCCAACCAGGAUGCCUCUCCCCCAGCAGGUACCACCGCAGCGCUGAGCCUCUCUCUGGGGGUGGAGGAUCUGGUGGGAAGAGAGAAUCGGCCUUCAGUUGCCUCUCCUCCACCAGCCCUCCCCCGGAGCCUGCUCUGGCCCUCGCCAACACUGACACUGCUGCAACUGAGAGCAGCAUGUUCCAUAAGGGUGUCCAGACUCAGACCAGUGAGGAUGGAAGGCCGGGUGAGCAGCGCCACAGCCGGUACCUCCAGCGGCCCCAGGGGGACAGAGGCUCGGAGAGCCCCAGGACAGUCCCAGAGGAGCAGCCUGGCUCCCGCUACUCCAGUUCAGGCUCUGGCAGAUCGCACAUAGGCCCUGUGUGGAAUGUCCCAGAGAGGAGGAGGGUAGCAGCGCCCCCCUCUCCUCCUGCUCCUCCCCUGCGCAGUGACAGCUUUGCUGUCACCAAGGUGUACCCUGCCUACACAGAGGGGCCUGGAGCUCCACCACACGGGCAGAUGAAGGCCCAGGAACGAGGGGUGGACAGGCUGGCUGAGGCCCCAGAGAACAGCAGCUACAGAGGCCGGGGCAACCAUAUCCCUCACGAUGAGAACGGUGUAGACCCUAGGUGCAGUUACAACCCUCCACCUUGCAAGAAAGACUUCCUCCACCCAAACAUAGCAGCAGGAGCACCUGACUACAACCACAACCAGCUCAGCAACCCAAACAAACUGUCCUCUGUGUCUAGCCAGGACGUGAGACAGAGUCAGUCUCCCUUCACUUGCCUGCCCAACCACCAGCGGCAGUACAGCGACGAAAGCACUUUCUACCUGCAGACCAGAUCUGCCCCACAUCCACCGAAGCCGCAGAGCGUCGGUAGCUACUACCACAGCCUCCAGGAGCUCCCUACCAACUGCAGUAACAGCAGGAACCACGUGAGGUCCUCCACCACGUCCCUGUCCACCUCGACUAUCGACCAGAACUAUGACUGCGGAGGACACAUCCGGUACUACUGCAUCACAACCAAGCAGCCAGCCCAGCCAGAGACUCGUGUUAGACAGAGCAAAUCAGAGGUCUGGAGAUCUGACAUGGAGCUAGCUAAGGGCUCCAAUGACAGGGGCUCCACAAGUUCCUCCCACAAGACCAACAAGGUCAAGUAUCCUCCUAAUCCUCAGCCUGCUUACACCAACAGCAAGGAGCGGAACGGAAAUUUCCAACCGGCCAAUGUUCUGCUUUACGGCCACACAGCCUCUAAUUCCUCAUCCUCAUCUGGUAAACCUACCACUGAGGAGAAUGAGAGGAGUGAGGGCCAGAGGCCUACAGAGGCCCAGCUUAGAAGUUCUUACUCUCCCAGUCCGCCCAAGGACCACAAGGUGGCACCACUGAGAGAAGACCCAUGGGUCUCUCAGGAGAACCAUAAGAUCUCUUCUCAAAAGACACCCAUGCUCCACAGUCUGGCUCAGGAGAGUAGAAGCCCCAUGCUUCAUUCUCUAGCCCAGGAGAGUGUUCUCCACCAGGCUCUUAAUCACCCUGCUACGGCACCACCACCACCAUCCAACGGCGGGGGAGAAGCCAACCACGCCCUACAGGAGGCUUUAAAGGACAACACGGCAACGGGCAAAUUGGCGAGACGCAGCGACCGAUACGCCACCACCCUCCGCAACGAGAUCCAGCUAAAGAGGGCCCAGCUGCAGAAAAGCCGGAGUGCUGCCACCCUGACCUGCCCCAGCGAGACGGAGGAGCGAGAGGAAGAGGAGACAGACCCGGGGGGGUGGAAGUCCACCUCCUCUGAUGGCUCCUUUUCCACGUCCUACAAGGACCACCUCAAAGAGGCGCAGGCGAGGGUCCUCCAGGCCACAUCCUUUAGGAGGAGAGACCUAGAACCUCCCGGGUCAGGGUCGGAGGCUCCGUUAACCAAACCCAACUCGCACAUAGUCUCCCGCAUUGGCGGCCGCAAGCGUUUCCCUCUGAACAAGAGGGUCCACUCGUUCUCCGAGCCAGACAAGAUCAACAAGCUUGGAGUGGAGGGUGAGGGAGAACAUCCUGUUGGAACAGCACGGUCAUUUAUAGACCGGCGGAAGUUCUUUGAAAUGGCUGCUAAACCUUCCUUCUGCAAACCCAUCUCAACCAUCCACAAGUCAGGCCAGCAGAGCUCCAGCACCACCUCUGGCACUUUGGAGCGCGGAGAGGGCAAGGCCAGAGGGAGAGCCCACUCUGGCGAAACUGAGGAGGCCUGGAGGCCGGGCCUUGCCAGUGAGACCUCCAGUGACCACCACCCAGACCCCCUCAGCCCCGCAGGCAGACAGGCCCUACUGGAGCAGCAGAGGCUGGGGACCUUUGCUGAGUACCAGGUCACCUGGAACAUGCAGAGGAAGGCUUCAGACACAAAGCCCCAGGGGAGGUACCACUCUGCUGACAACAUCCUGGACCAGGGUACAGAGGAGACUCCUGUCUGUGUCCACGAGAGGUCCAGAUCGUCUCCCUCACAAGACUUCCACACACAGAAGAUCCCUAUGCCAUGGAGAGAGACUGUUGAAAACCCGUAUCUGGAUCACAGACGGGACCAGCAAGGAGGCAGUUACACCGCCAGAGGGCAGAGCGAGAGCAGAGAGCAGCCAACCCAGCUCCACCACUUCCCACAGCCUCCACAACCGUCUAUUCCAAGACUGACCGACACAGAGCCACACAGCAGCAGAGACGUGGCCACCCCCACCCCCCUCCCUCUCCCCUCCGAACACAGAUACAAACGUGACUUUGCGAACCCCGCCCACAACCUCCCGGCUCUCCCCCCGUACCCCUCCAAUCACACCCACAGCUCUGUGUCUGAGCAACCACUACCACCUCCAAUGCCCGCUCCCAAGCCCCAGAAUACAGGCCUCAUCAUCAUGCCACAUUGGCCUCUCCUAGGCCUGGAAACCUCCUCAACCACAUCCUCCUCCUACGGACUGUCCCCCCAGGAAUUCCUGCCUGGCCCUUGCACCCAUCAGGCUGAACCAUCAUCCAGCAGCAGCUGCUCCUCCCAUGGCACAGAGCUGGAUCCUGCCUCAAACCAAGCCUGCUCCUUGGGCUCCACCCAGCUCCCCUCUCCCUCCCCUGGGAGAACCGCUGGACAGGGCACGGAGGAGGGAGCAGCUGAUUCAACACUAGAGCCGCCACCCUCCCCCUCUUCCCACUCUCCUUUUUUCUCCUACCAGCCUGCCAGUCUGACGGUUCCCUCCUCAGGUGGGACUAGUUCUCCCUCUCCUCAGUUUGCUCCACAGAGGCUGACGGACCAGCCCCCUGUCUCUGUGUCUGUGCAGGAUGAAGCCCAGAGCAGGCCAGAGAACAGGACCAACACUGUGAUGGAGAUGAGCAGUGUAGGGAAGAAGGUCCCUGUUAAGAUCGUCCAUGCUGAGAGCACCACAGAGAGGGAGAGCCGCCAGUACCUGCUACACAGCGAGAAAAAUAGGGCCCCUGGAGUUUCAGAGGGGCCCGACCUUCCCCCGCCCCUACCGACCUGCCUGCCCUCCCCUGAGCCGCAGCCCUACUCCCUGUUCCGUGCCUACACCCCCUACACACGCCAUGGGGCCCAGAGUCCCCCCAGGGACCCAACCCUCACUGUAGCCCCAGAAGAGACCCUGUCCCCUGGUCAGUCUCAGACCAACGGCCCAUCAGGUACCUCCACCAUGGGUCCCCAGCAGCCUCAGAAGAGUAACUCGGAGGAGGAUGUGAAGAGAGAGGAGCUGGCCAGAGACAUCAUGGACAAGGAUAAGUCCCUGGUGGACAUCUUGGACCAGAGUAAGAUGAAGACCACCAUGGAUCUGAUGGAGGGGAUCUUCCCCCAGGGGGAGCAGAUCUUGGAUGGGGGGCACCAGAGGAGGAAAGUCUCCCCCAAACAGGGAUUGCCGCCCAGGGGAAUGGGUGACCGGAGAGAGGAGGAGGACAUGUCUUCUGCCACCGGGUCCCUGGUGACCAGCUCCUCUUACUACAGCACAUCUGCCCCCAAGGCUGAGCUGCUCAACAAGAUGAAGGACAUGCAGGAGGACGAGCUGGAGGAGCUGGAGCAAGACUCGGAGGACGAACUGGACAUCAACCUGGCCAGCAAGAAGCAAGAGCUGAUUGACAGCCUGGGUAAGAAGCUGCAGGUGCUACGCGAGGCCAGGGAGAGCCUUCAAGAGGAUGUCCACGACAACAACUCUCUGGGGGACGAGGUGGAGGCCGUGGUGCAGAGGGUCUGCAAGCCCAACGAGCUGGACAAGUUCAGGAUGUUCGUGGGAGAUCUGGACAAGGUGGUCAGUUUGCUGCUGUCCCUGUCUGGCCGACUGGCCAGGGUGGAGAACGCUCUCAACAGUCUGGAGGAAGACACUACACCAGAAGAGAAGCGUACCCUGUCAGAGAAGAGGAAGUUGUUGAUCAGACAACACGAAGACGCCAAAGAGCUCAAGGAGAACCUUGACCGGCGGGAGCGCCUGGUUUACAGCAUCAUGGCUGCUCACCUCAGCCACGAGAGCCUGGCAGACUACCAGCACUUUGUCAAGAUGAAGUCAGCCCUCAUCAUCGAGCAGCGCAAGCUGGAAGACAAGAUCAAACUGGGAGAGGAGCAGCUGAAAUGUCUGCUGGAUAGUUUAUUGUUGGAGCAAAGGCUGCUGUUCUGACGAUGCUUAGUGCAAUCCGAGAUGCUUGGGACGUCCCUAACCUCAACCCUUACCCUGACCUUAACCCUCACCUAAUCUUUACCUUUCAACUUCAAUAGGGUGACUUCAGAGUUGGGACGUUCCAAGGAUCUCGUUUAGACUUUUCCUUCUGACAAUGGCCACACAAGAGGUGAUGUGGUGUACUGACACAGACUGGCCACUAGAGAGCCUCAGAGAGGCGCUGUUGGAUUUGGAUAUGAUGGAUUUUCCGUGUGCUUUCUGUUGUAGUUGACUGACUUCUUGAAGCCUGUUACAUUUCAGGUCCACAGUACAGACAGGAGCUGUUUUUCUGUGCUGAAGAAACACCCUGUUUCUGGAUUUAAAGUAGCUCCUUAGAAGAAAUUCAUUAAGAUGGAUGAAACUUGCUUUGCUAAAUGUGUUUGGUUCAGGGAUGUUGGUGAGGCCUCAUGGUGAGGGCUAUGCUCUCAAAUGAUUCUCAAGACGAGGCGGAGCGCCUCCGUUUAAUAUAAUGCGUGAUGGAACAUGUUUUUUUUAGUAAUUUAUUGUAGCCUUUUAAAUAUUUUCAGGUGACUUGACAUUUCAGGUAAACUCACCCAUAAACCUACGUUGUAGUUAAUUACUAUACAAAUGAUACAUAUUCUCAUUGUGAAGUAUAGGUUUUAUAUUUAGAUCAUUAACAGGGUUUUUCCUCAAUGGGACAGUGCUGGUUUGGCUCAGAAGUCUAAAGUUAUUUUCAUAUUUGCCCAACAGUACAUAUACUACACACACCACUAAUAGCUACAACACAGUUGUGUAUGUUUUCAACCAAUGUUGUUUUUAGCCCCCACUACUCAUACAUUAGUAUGGUAUUUCUUGACAAUGUUUAUUUUAUACUCAUGUCCUGGGUCUUUUUAAAAUUUAUUCCAAAAGUAUAAAAAGGUAAUUAAACAUUUGAAAUCCGUUGUGAGCAGCAGGUACAGAGGCGAGCCGGGAACCGGAGGAUUGCCCAUUCGAGUCCCGGGUCCGACAAGAAAAAAAUCUGUCAGGAAGUGAGCUGGCAACCGGAGGGUUCCUGGUAUCAAAUCCUAGAUGCCAUUGUGCCCUUGAGCAAGGCACCCCCCCCCCCCCCACAACAACAGGUGCCCAGUGUGUCAGACCCCUGUGCCUCUCCAAAACAUGUAUGUGUAUUUUGAAUGGCAGUUUCUUUCUUUUGGAAGAGUUGGGUUAAAAGCGGAAGGUGCGAUUUGACCAACAAAGGGAUCUUAAAAUCAAAGAUUGAAUUAGCACUUUAUCGUCUCAGAAUUCCCCUGUUUAGGGACCCAUCUCAACCUGACGUUGUGCCUGGGCGUCUGCCACUGUGAACACUAAAGGAUUUGUAUGUCCAUGCUUUGUAUAACCAUACAUACAUGCAUUGUACUCUCACAAUAAACAUAAACAUUAUGACUCUU